UGUGCUGCGAAGCUGGCUGGGGGAAGGCGUUUUAUAUUUAAUAGGCACUAAGUUUCCUAAUAUCGCAGCUGUUUUCAACUUAACGUUUGCUCUUGUCCUGGCCAAAUGUGAAUCAUACCACGUACAUUAACUUCCUGCUCGGUGCAUAUAAACAAUAGUUUUGGGUAAAGCAAACAGAAGAUUGAUAUGCCAAAACUUUCAGUAGACGUUGAAUGAAAUAUGUCAGAGAUGAUGAGAUUAUUUUAACUACCCCCUUAAAACCGCCACGUGCUGUAUAUGUCAGUUUGCUAACAGGUUUUGGGAAACAUACCCUGUAAGACAGUUUUUGCAAACCAGUCCUUUUGCUGAGAGCAAAAACGUGGACUGACGGAGGUCUCCGAGGACUGGUUUGCGAAACACAGCUGUAAGAUAUCUGGUAAUGCAGGAUGAGGGGCCUGCCUUUGGAGCAGCAGGGAGAGAUAAAUGGAUGGAGAGGAGGAAACUCAGGGAGAAUGGAGCUGAAGAAAGAACGUGGGAUGGACCGUACUCUGCGGAGGAGGAGAGGAGUGAAUGUGGUGGCCUUUCCUGCGGUUUGGGACACCACCGAUUACCUAUGGAGGGAGACCCAGGCGACGAAGCUGGCCAUGCUGUUUAGACUGGACCAGGCACAGAGUCAGGGUAACCAGUCCUUCCAGUACAAGGCCCCCACGCAGCCCAGGAACAGCUGUCCCAACCCAGGCCUGCCCACCCAGACUUUAGCUCCGCCCCACAAAGUUCCCACUGUCUUAUUUGCCACUGCAGUCCAGGCGUUCAGAUAUGUGGAUGGUCAGCACAUAAAGGUGGGGAACAUUGGAGCUGCAGUCCUGGGGAGUCAUGUGACAGGGGAGUACAAGGUCCUGCUCUAUGGCAGCCAGCAGAAUGAGGUGACCUCUGCCAGGAUCUCCCUAGGCUUCACCUUCACGCUCCAGUCUGGUAACUAUGGCAACUUUUAUGAUGAUCAUCAGCAGAACUGGUCAGUGAUGUUCGAGUCUGAGAAAGCCACAGAGGACUUCAGCAAACAGGUGUGCCUGGCGAAAUGGAACAGCGCCCCCAGUCUGGACACAGUGGUGCUGCAGGACCUGGCUUUGGGGGAGGGCCGCGGGGUGGAGCGUGGUGACUCCUUGGAGGUGUCCUACACUGGCUAUCUGCUGCAGAACCACGUUGUCGGACAGGUGUUUGACUCCACCCAUGGGCGGGGCAAGCCGCUAAGGCUGAGGCUCGGCGCUGGGAAAGCGGUUAAGGGUCUGGAGGAGGGCAUUCUGGGAUUGCAGAAGGGUGGGCGGCGCCUCCUGGUGGUGCCCCCAUGCCUGGGCUAUGGGUCACAGGGCAUCCCGAACCUGGUCCCUGCCAACAGCACAUUGAUAUUCGAGACGAGGCUGCACCGGAUUAAGUCUGGCAAGGAUAAUGGACCGGGCCUGGUACCUGUAGAGGCCCCGAGCUCCGCCUUCGACGUUCUUGACCGUGAAAGGGUUAUACCAGUUACAGCUGCAUUCUCCGCCGUACAGGGCCACCUCCCCCUGACUGCAGACUUCGAUUCCCAAACUGAGCAGUUAAUCGACCCCGCUGCCUCUAAGGGUGACCUGAUCUCCCGUGUGGCCCGGGUGGGACAGCCCAUUCUGCCAGGUCUCAUGGGGGCUACGUCCGCCCUGGCAAAACACAGUGACCCCAGGACAGUGGAUCCCAGCCCGAAAGGACAGGCAGCCCGGCUCUCCGCACAGCCCUUGACCUCCUCACAAGUGACUUCCCACUCUCCAAAUAUGGCGGCUGCACCCACAGUGGCUCCGCCCCCUGUGUCUGCCAACCCGCAGCCUGAAUUUCCUGGUGCUAAUCCUGCAUUCCAGGUCACUUCCAGCUGUCCCCACUCUGCUCCAAUGGACCCCCCAUGCCUUCUGGGGGCUCAGAUGCCCCCCACAGAGACUCUGCCAUACCAGGCUUGUGAUGUCACUUCUUUCUUGAUGACUGAGGCCUGGCAGCAGAACACAGAAAUGCGACAGGCUGUCGGGAGAGUGAAAGACAGAAUUGACCAAUUGGCCUCAAAGGUGGAGAGCCUUCAAAAGCAGGGAAGCCUGUUGCUAGGCAUGCCUGCUGUUUCCUUGGAGACGCCUGCACUGCUGCACAGCAUCCAGAAGAUCAUCCAGGAGAAUGAAGGUCUGAAGAAGGAUGUGUCCGAGAAGAACUUGCGUGUCACAGAGCAGAACAUGAAGAUCAGGGAGCUGAUCCACCAGAACCAGAGGUACCUGGAGCAGAACAUUCUGCUGCUGGAGGAGAGGAACAAGUCAUUCCAGGUGGCCAGCGACCAGGGUCGGGCGCGCCUGCUGCAAGCUGAAAGGGACAAGGUGUGGUUGACAGGGGAGCUGGCAUCCUCCACCUUACGCCUGUCUCAGCUGCAGCAGGAGGUCACAGUUCACCAACAGAAAUCUGCAGAGCUAGAGGCUAAGUUGAGCGCCGCCCUGCAGGACGAUAGAAAUUCAACCCAGCUUGCCUCACUAGAAGUGCAGGUCAUAGAGCUGAAAGACAGAGUGGCACUGAUGCGAGCACAGCACUCGGCCGAGAAACAGCGCCACCUGGAGGUGGAAUGCAGCGUGCGCGGCUUGGAGGCGGAGCUACCAGGGCUGAGGGUAGACAGGCUGCGUCUGGAAAUGCAGGAGGUGUGUGAUGAGUGUGAGCUGGUAGAGCAGCCGCCGUGGCAGCAAGCGCAGAGGACAGAGCCCCGGAGACUAAGGGACACGGUGAAGUGUGUGAUGAAUAGUGUGUUUCGCACCCUGCGGGGGGAGUUUGACCCCCAGGAAACCUACAGUGGGCAGGCUGUGAUGGGGGCUGUCGCUCGCAUCAUCAAGAGUGUCACACUGCAGGUUCUGGCUGACGCUCAGGUGUCACCAGAUCAGCCUGAAAUCGCUGGUGAGGAAGAGGAGGGACUAAAAUCUUCUGGGGAGGUGCAUCAACAUGCAGAGGAAGAUCAGGAAUCCCUUGGCGGCCCUCAGCAGAGUUUGAAUGGUAGACAGGCAGUUGGAGAGACCGAGGAGAAUUUGCAGGCCCCUCAGAUGAGCAAGGGCUGUAUCCAGGUGAUUGAUGGGCAAAACCACCAAUCAGAAGAAGGGAGUGCUGCAGUGUCAACUGGAACAUGGGAUGAAUAGCCAAUACCAGACCUGACUGGAGUAAUGGGGCCAUGACAGCAAUAGCAUUUGACCAAUCAGGUCAUAUGCCCCCCCGAUCCAACCAAUUGCAUCUUUAGGAUUCAGAGCAGUACGCAUCACUUACUGCAAGAGGGGGAUGUAGUGGGAGGGCUCACAGACCAGGAAGCAGCAUCAUGAUUGGAGAAAUUUAUAGAGGCGGCUAGUAUGACCUUCCUGGGGAGCCAAUGGUGACUGCAGCUUAAGUAGACCUGAGAAAUGUGCAAAGAGUGAGCAGUAUUAGGAGUGAAGCAUUAAUUAAAAGUGAUAAGUGCGUAAGAUAAUGACACCUAGGAACACAGUAAAUCUCAGGCAUUGACUGAAACCUCGCUAUAUCAAACUAUAUCAACACUAUGUCAAAGCAGUUGGUUGUCUCAUGUGGCCCGUAGCUUUGCUCAGUGUUUUCUUGCCCCAGAUAAAAAAUGGCCAAAUUUUGGAAGUGGCCUUUCAAAGCUGGUUUUCUGGUUUAAUAGCUCAAGCCUGUGUUAUGGGAUGUUUAAUUGAGGACCGUCGUUAGUAAAGCAUUUCUGUGUAUCAGU
Molecule: messenger RNA, 3727 nt
Organism: Paramormyrops kingsleyae
Lineage: Eukaryota; Metazoa; Chordata; Actinopteri; Osteoglossiformes; Mormyridae
Product: FK506-binding protein 15-like
Cellular component (GO): growth cone
Molecular function (GO): peptidyl-prolyl cis-trans isomerase activity
Source: RefSeq, a predicted model, not a curated record